UAUAAAUAGAUAAUGUAACGAAAGUGAAAACAAUUCUUAGAGAGCGCGAAAAACAGGAUAAUGCUCUCGCUUAGAGAGUGCUGCAGGAAAAACUUGCCAACAAAGGAUAUUUACUGCGCAUGCGCUGCCCUGAGUGUAGGUUGGAAGCCCAACCAUACACUUCCAGUUGUCAUAUGAAUGAAUGAUUUCUACAAACCACCACCGUGUGUGCUGUGGAAUUUUACUGACUUACUGCCCACUUAGAAAGGCAGCUCAAAAUUAUUACGGGUUUCAAUUACAUGCAUAUCUACGUACAUAGUAGUUCUGAUAAAAAGUGUAGGUUUCGGUGGAGCACAAAAAUUGCUCAGUGAUACGGGAGUAAAGUGUAGCAUGGAACUCCAUACAGUCCGUUAGUCUGCUCCCAAACAAUUGGGGGAAAUACCAAAACGCAUAACCAAUAUAAUGUAUAUGUGCAUAGGGAUUGUGUGUGUGCUUAACUUCCAAUGAGAAAAGUGGGAGAAGAAAUUUGAAAAGAAAUUUUCAACGCAACCACACGAAAUCGAUAAGCUCGGAGGAAUAUCAGAUAUUUUCAGACUGUGUGACCAUAAUUUUCGCUGAAAAUUUUUCUUAUGCUUGUAAAAAAAAUUUAUAUAGAAAAUAGAAAAUAAAAUAAAAAUUUGAAAUUUUGAAAAAGUGGCGCAGAAAAGUGUGCAAAUAUCGAGUGUAAAGAAAAUAUUUAUUAAAGCAUUUGUUUAAAUGAAGAAACGACAGCCCAACGAAGUGGAUAUGUCUAAGAAAAGUUUAUCAAUGGUCCCUUUUUGAAAAUUAUUCGAAAGCGUUUGAUUAUUGAGAAAGAGUAGAGUAAAAAAAUACUUGAUCAUCUGCGUAGCUAACACGCAGAUAUAAGUAAAAAAAAGAAACCAAACACAAAAAAAAAAAAAAACAAUUGGAAGAAGUUUUUUUCUCUAAAGCACAUUUGAAGUGGUUGCACUGAGUGUAAUUACGAACAAAACCACACUCGAAAAUGCAGCCCCCGCCACGUAAGGGAAAUUAUGUGAAAUUCUUAAAGAAUUUGCACACAGAACAAGUGGCUAAAUUGCAAUUAAAGAAUCAACAUGAGUGCGAUCUGCUCGAGGAUAUACGACAAUUUACCAUUAAACGUUCCGCCAUUGAGAAGUCAUAUAGCGAGUCAUUGCUGAAGAUUUCCUCGCAAUAUUUGAAUAAGAAAAUACCAAAUAUACCAGACAUAAAAAUGGAGGGCAUGGAAGAGAGAUGGAAUAUGUGGAGCGUUUGGCGUACUGUACUAGAAGAGAACGAGAAGCUCGCUCGUGCACGUUUAGCUGCCAUCGAGGUGUUCCAACAACAAAUUGCCGACGAAGCUAAGGUGCUGCGUGACUACAAGUUAGCCAUUUCCAAGAAAUCGCUCUCACAAAUAGUGAACGUACAGAAAGAAUUACAUCUCAGCGUCUCCGAUGUGGAUAAGACGAAGAAACAGUAUUUUGAUGAGGAGCACUGUGCUCACGAUGUACGCGAUAAGGCACGUGACAUUGAGGAGAAGUUAAAGAAAAAGAAAGGUUCAUUCUUUCAAUCGAUCACAUCGCUGCAAAAGAACAGCGCACGCGUUACAUCGCGCAAGGAGUUGCUGGAAGAGAAAUCGACUGGCGCACGCAAUGACUACAUACUGAGCUUGGCGGCAGCAAAUGCACAUCAGAAUCGAUACUUCACCGUCGAUCUACAAACAACGAUGACCACUAUGGAAAAUUAUGUAUUCGAACGCGUCGCCGAGUACCUGACACUGAUGGGCCGCACCGAAUUGCUCACCUGUUCGGCCACACAGAAUUCAUUCGGCAAAAUACGUGAUCAGGCGCAACAAUUGACACGCGAAUAUAAUUUGCAGUGUUGCUACUUAUUCUAUCCAGUGCUAAAGCAACAUAUACAAUAUGACUUCGAGCCGUGCGAUAAUGAUCCGAUACGAAAGAUCACCACCGAGCAUGAGUCGGCGUCAGAGACGCUCACAAAAGAAGCAAAGAAUCUGGCGGGACGUGUGGUGAAAGAAAAUGUUGCUAUUCGUGAUGCUGCUAAGAAAUUGGCAAUCUGUGUAUCACUGCGCGAUUCCGGACAACGCUCCGAUCCCAAUGAUCCAAAUGGACCCGAUUUGGAUACAAAAAUUGAGGAGUUCAGGGACUUAAUACGUCGCUCCGAAACGGAAAAAGCUAAGGCUGAGGCGUGUUUACAGAGUUUGCGCGAAGGUGGCAUUAACGUUGAUGAAUGGGUGCAGGAGGCGGAGAUAAUGGGCGUACAGGAAUUGGCACGAUCGGCUAGUUCGAUCUCUAUGCGUACAGAUGCGUCGGGACAAGGGGAAAAUCCCAGCUCAGAUUCCUUCUAUGACAGCGACAAAGAGGAUGCUGCAGGUGCACAAGCUGGCGCAGCUGCCAAAUCUAAAGUGGAGAAGGAAUUGUCACGCGAUAAGACAUUCAGUGACAGCGAUGAAGAAGUGGAGGAGCGUGUACCAGAGCCGAUGGCUGCAGCACCGAUAAUGGCCGCUACAACUGGUUGGGAUGAUCCGACAGAGGUUAACUGGGGUGCUGAAGAAGAAGAAGAGAAGGAUGAACCCAUUGUUCCUGAACCAAAGGAGGCUAUCUUCAAAUGCACAGCUCUCUAUAGCUAUACUGCUCAAAAUCCAGAUGAACUUACCAUUGUCGAAAACGAACAGCUGGAGGUGAUUGGGGAGGGUGAUGGCGAUGGCUGGUUGCGUGCACGCAACUAUCGCGGCGAGGAGGGCUAUGUGCCGCACAAUUAUCUGGACAUCGAACAGGAUACUGCCGUUAACGGUAGCUCAGGCAAUCAAUUGCGUUCACAAAUCUCAUUCUCAUCUGUCGAUUAUACCGUUGACAAUGAAGAUCAAACCGUGGACUCCAUGCAAUCCCCAGAUCAGGUCUCUGUCAUAAUGGCGCCGCAGAAAAAGAAAUCCGAUGUACUCUAUUGUAUAGCGCUAUACGACUACGAUGCAACCGCCGAAGAUGAGCUGACAUUCGAGGAGGGUCAAAUAAUUAAGAUUGUCACAAAGACGGCGCAUGGCGUGGAUGAUGGCUGGUGGGAGGGUGAAUUGGAUGGUAAAUUUGGUAAUUUCCCAUCAUUGGUAGUCGAGGAAUGUGAUGAGAAUGGCGAACCGUUGACGGAGGGUGGCGAUGAGUCACCACCACCGACGGCACCGCCCAGUUUUGCGCUUCCACCCGCACCGGCACUACCGCCCGAGUAUGCACACGAGCUGACGGAGGAUAUGUUUGAAUCGCAGGACACAGCAGAUGACGAUAGCGGCUAUAUACCGAACGGUGGUGCACCCAGCAUGCCUCCACCAGUACUCAUACAAGAGCCUGGAAUGGAGGACGAUAUCAGCGACGAUGGUAAUCCACCACCAUCGCUGCCGCCGCCGGCUUUAAAUGUCGGACCCAGCAAGGAAGGUAAUUCACUAAAUUUAGGUAUGGCACAAAUAAUUGUUACCGCCGCAACCCCAAUGGUUGAAGACGGCACAGAUAAAUCUUUCCCUCCGAUAGGAGAGAGUGAUGAAGGUAGUACAGCUGCAGCUACAGCGAAAACUGCCAGUAGCGAUGACGAUGUCAAGCCGGUUAAGCAGAAAAAGGCGGAACCAACGAAACAGUUGGCAUCAGCAGCAGCUGAUGAAAAUGAAAAUCAUGAAGACGACACACACUCAUCCGAUCAGGAUCCCGAUUCUGAGGUGAAGACUUUACAAGAGGCCGAUGAUCCAUUCAAUGAAAAGGGCAGUGCUGCUGAUGCUGACGAUGGAUUUGGGGCGAAUUUCGAAGCCAAUUUCGAUGCUAACUUCGAUGAUGCUUUUGCUGGUGGUGCACAAUCGGCCGAUGUGAAUGCCGAGCUGAGCGUCGAUGAUGUGCAGACACCCAAACAAGUGGUAGGCGGACGUGCAAGUAUACCCGAGGAAUUGGAUUCAAAUCAAUUGGCACGAUUACAAAAUCUGAAAGAGUCAAAUGCUUAAGGAAACGUACAAAAACUAUAGAAAUUGAAUAUGCAACAUAAACUGCAUUUACUCGCAGACAUUACGAGAGAUUUUGCACUAAGGAAAAUAUAAAUAUGGGAGUAUACAUACAUGCUUGUAUCGUGUGAGGUACUUAAUGUAUGUGAGUGUGGUCACAGAUGGACGAAAUCGCUGAUUUCUUACGUGAAACUCUCUAGCAAAAGUGUCUGUGCUCUUUUGUAUGCAAGAAAAACAACAAGAAUUAAGGAAAAAGUGAAGUAAGAUUCUAAGAAGAAAGUAUUAAGAGAGUAAAUAUAAAUAUAUAUAUACGCUGAAAUAUUGUAAUUGUGUCAACUCUGCACCUUGAUAUAUGGAAACAUAUAACCUAUAUACAUACUACACAACAACAACAAAACCAAAACUAAACAAUGAUACUCAUAAAAGACCCGCUUUCAUAAAACUCCAUUUGAAUUGAACUAUUAUUAGGGAAAAAUGUUACACUUGAAUAUAUGUAAGUAUUAGUAUACAAACACACACACAUAAUUAUAUGGAUAAAUUGAAAAAUUCAAAAAUACUCAUACCACAACUGUAUUAUUGCAUAUACUAUAUUAUACUACUUAUUAGAGGAGAUAGUAAAUCAUUUAACUACAGUGACUUGCGAAAAUGUUCAAGUGUUGACUAAAAAAUAAAAAAAAUAAAAAUAAAAAAUAAAAUACCUACUUACUUUCCUGCCUUUAAUUGUUAGUCUAAAAUAUUAUUUGAAAAUUUUCGAAAGAAAGAAUAUAAGAAAUUUGCCUUAGUCUCUAUUAAAAGUACCAUUAUUUUGCGCAACACUGUAGUUUUUAGUGAUUUCACGAAUGUGCUUCAACAAAUGUGCUUAAUAUAUAUACAUACAUACAUGUAAUAGAUAUACACGUAUAUACUCUCAGAUAUGCAAUACAAUACAUACAUACAUACAUACAUGUACACCUAUAAAUAAUGAAUAUAUAUGUAUGUAAUUACCAAGAACUUCAAAAAGAGAUACUGAUUACGAAUGCAAUAACGGAAAAUUAAAGCAUUAUUAUAGCUAAUAGAAAACGAAAAAAACAUUAAUAGCAAAAGAAAAAUUAAUCACAACAAAAAAAAAAAAGCUGCAGU
This is a messenger RNA of Ceratitis capitata (Mediterranean fruit fly), 5107 nucleotides long. It is a transcript of the gene nwk, whose product is annotated as F-BAR and double SH3 domains protein 2. Gene Ontology annotation, molecular function: protein binding. The record is from RefSeq and is a predicted model, not a curated record. NCBI's taxonomy places the organism in Eukaryota, Metazoa, Arthropoda, Insecta, Diptera, Tephritidae. The transcript is spliced from 11 exons. The coding region runs from base 1004 to 3991 and encodes 995 amino acids. Gene Ontology annotation, cellular component: neuromuscular junction; recycling endosome. Gene Ontology annotation, biological process: regulation of actin filament polymerization; neuromuscular synaptic transmission.